Molecule: messenger RNA, 374 nt
Organism: Cladocopium goreaui
Lineage: Eukaryota; Dinophyceae; Suessiales; Symbiodiniaceae
Source: the annotation of a GenBank genome assembly
AUGAGCAACUUGGAAGUGGCGCAGUACCUGCUGCAGCAUGGCCUCGAAGGAUUGGAUGGUGUGCUCUUCCUCAACGAGCGCAACGAGCGGGUGGACCUGGCUGGGGCCACUGUGGUGUUGGAGCGCGACAGCAUGAAGAUUAUCGAGCUGGCCCAAUGCGGCUUGAGCCCCGAGCAGCGCUUCACCUUCUAUGACCAUGUUCACACCACAGGUAUGGAUGUGAAACAGCCCUUGUUGUGCACUGCGGCUCUCACCUUGAGCAAGGACAUGACUUUACGGGACUACGCCCAGGGUGCGUACCGCAUGCGCGGUAUAGGCCGUGGACAACGUAUCGAAGUCUUGCUGACGCCCGAGGUGAGGUCGCUGAUGACCAA